AUGGGGAAGAAGCUGGACCUGCAGCUCCUUCAACUCCCAUCAGACCUUCUCUCCACUUCUCCAAAUCCUGGGCCCACAAGUGCAGCUCUGACAUCGAAAGUGUCAUCCUCUCCUGCAGGUUACUCAAGCAUCAAAACUAGGGUUGGUGAGAGGCUGAUGCAGGUUCCGUUUUGUUCCCAAGGGUUUCAGUUUGUCCUUUCUCUCAUCCACAUCCAGUAUCCCUGUCUGACUGCCAGUCUAGUAGAUCUGCAGCAACUUCAGGCUGAACAAGAGACUCAGAGGCAAACCCCAGGGCCGCGGGACGGUGCCGGCUCGUGGGUCACACGCACCCAGGAGGCUCCUGGCUCCCGCGUGGCGGCUGUUCCAGCACGCCCUCCGACCCGCAACCGGACCCUCCAGACAUCAGACUCAGUGGUCCCCACCUCCGGUCUCCCACCUCAGGACGCAGUUCCGCGGCGUCCACCCGGCCCCCUCCCCUCAGUCCCACGCAGCGGCUCAGCCGUACCCACUCCGGCUUCUCUGAGUUCAAUCCAGCAGCAGCUCGAGCAGCGGCCCCGCCCCUCUCCUCCGCCCCUCGGUCGGAGCCAUAGAGACGUCGGCUGCCGGCCAGAGUGGCUUCAGACCGCAGCGUCGGCCGAGAGGACGCCGGGAUACUGGCCAGCUCCAAGUCGAAAGGAAGCGACGCUUGAGUUCUGUUUGGUGCGGUGGGUAGAUACCUCGAGUUUCUCCUCGCCCACCGUAGGCCCCGACCCCUAAAAAGGAAACUUUUGGGACGUCAGAGUGAGAGGAGAAAAGUGCCUUUUUAGUUUAGUUUUGUCAAACCUGAGGAUUCGUUUUUCAGUUUAGCCGGAGCUGUGCCGCAAACGUAGCUGCCGACAUCCCCACGACGCACCCAAGUGGUGGCCCGGAAGCUGGGGAUAGAAAAGUGGCCUCCCCGAAUGCCAGGCAUACAGGCCUUACUACCAGAAGCUUGAGCUGGGAGCCUCGGCCGUCGCAUCUCUAAGAAUUUUAAACAGAAGAACGCAGAAGAAUUCUCUUUAUGUUACCUUCAUUUAGCAACAAAUCAACUUGACUCAACUGAUACUUACUGAGUGCCUUUAAAGGGAUGAUACGUUUUUUAACUUCAUGGGAAUGCUUUGAGAAUCAAAUGGGUGAAGUCCAACAGUACCUGGCACAUAAGUGUUUUGAUGUGCUGAAACAGGUGGUGACUUUUCAAAUAAAAAUUCAGAGCCACAGGGAGAAAGUUGCAAUGUGGAACCAUCAACAUAUUGUACUUGUACUGAAUCAUCUUCAUAAAGUACCAUUCGCAGUUCGGCUGCCAUUACUACGGCAGGAUAAGAUAUCCUUCUAAGUCAAAGACUGAAUGAAAUAGGAAAAACAAUAGCAUAAAUAGUUCUCUUCAUGUACAAAAGUUUUAUCAAAAUAAAUGGGUGCAUUUUCUAAGAAGAUGA
Messenger RNA from Pan troglodytes (chimpanzee), 1451 nucleotides. RefSeq lists its product as uncharacterized. The record is from RefSeq and is a predicted model, not a curated record. Lineage: Eukaryota; Metazoa; Chordata; Mammalia; Primates; Hominidae. The coding region runs from base 1 to 756 and encodes 251 amino acids. The transcript is spliced from 5 exons.